Messenger RNA from Erythranthe guttata (spotted monkey flower), 1738 nucleotides. The record is from RefSeq and is a predicted model, not a curated record. Lineage: Eukaryota; Viridiplantae; Streptophyta; Magnoliopsida; Lamiales; Phrymaceae.
GUUCAUGACUUGAUUCCAAACGGCGACGUUUGAUAGAUGGGUUAAAAGUCCACUUUGCCCCCAAAAAUAUAUUUCAAGCCUAAACAUUUCUGCGUGAUGUGGCAAAUGCCGUUUAAAUUGUGUGCCACGUGGCUGCCUUUCAUUAGCGAGAUUUCGAAAAAAAAUUAAAAAUUACUCCAAUAAUAAUAGGAUUAAACUCCAAUUUUUCCCAGCUGAGAACCAGAGUCACGCCUUCAGCAUUUCCGUUUUCCCGCCUGUUCCCGAAACUUCUCUGAAUCUCUUCAUCUCUUUCAAUUUUCUCCGAUCUAAUUCCGAAGUUACUCUGGUUUUUUCUUCUUAUUCUGAAUCGCACAGCAUAAACGGAUAAAAUUGCAGCUACUUUAAGAAAUCAGAAACUUCGUUUCAUUCGGUGAAAAAAAAUCAGACCGGUACCAGAUUUUUGAGAAAUCAGUGGAGCUAGCAAAUGACGACGGUGAAAUCCAGAACAGAUGCGAUGGAUUCUGACAACAAUUCAGUAGGUACUCAGGUCAGUAGUCAGAUUCAGAUGUACCUGAAACAUAAUCAUGACGAUUGCUUAGCAAGUGCUGUAGAGGUUUUUGCUACAGCAUUAGGUUUUGUGAUAAACAAUCCGAAUUUAGUUACUAGCAAAAAAUCGGCUGAGAUUUUGAGGGAUGAUGGAUCGGAAUCAUACUUGCUAUUGAAGAGUGUUGAAACUCAGAUCAACACGAAUCUGCGAAGAGUAACCGAUCUCAGUCAACUGAAAACUAAGCAGCUGGAAACUCGACUUCAAGGUAUGUUCAUAAGCUGCUCCAUUUAUAGACUGCAAUUAUUGAAUAUUUUUUUAGAAGAAAACUCUCUGUAAUUCAAUUAUUUCUUCCUAGAAUUGUGAGCACUUGACGUACAAUAUAUCGGACCACUUCCAUAUCUUCGAGUAAAUAAGUUGAAAUUAGAUGUGCGGUGCAUAUUUCAUAAGGAGAUAAAUGGAUAGGAAAACACAGAAUGGGAGAGGCUUAUGGUUUUCUGUAUUAGGAUGAAAGUGAAAUCGAGGCACGAGGAAUCUGAGGUGGAAUUAAUUUUGCACUUUUUUUUUUCUUCUAAAACAUACACAGCAAGGGUCAACCAAACUCCAAUUGAACUAUUCCUACGGAAUCUCUUCUCUGAUAAUUUCUAGAAAUUUAGCUUGAUAAUAAUAAUCUUUUCGGGCCAAUCUAUACUAUUUUACAAUAUACCUUUUUAAAAAUUGUUGGAAACAUAACGAGGCUUCAUUUAUUCGUCUAGAAACUUACAUUUUCCAGUUCACUAUCAAUAUAUAAAUAGUAUAUGUUUUUAUUUUAUUUUUAACUUCCUUUAUAGGAUUAUGAAUUAUUGGUUUGGUUUACUUUAUGUUUAUUUCUGAUUUGAAAUAAAUUACAAUUGCAAAUUAGAUUUGCUGUGGGAAACGCCUUUCGGUCUGCAAUAUGCUAGCAUGAAUAUGUACAACCUUUUCUGACUGUGCCUUAGGACUUAGGAGGCUAUUUACAUUAGGUUCUCUGGGUUGGUGAGUGCUUGAUGAACAUGUGGGUAACUUUCUCAAUCGGAUUUCUACUGUCUACAGAGCAUAUAAAAUAGCAUAAUAAGAAGUAUUAUUGUUUUAAUUGCCGCAUUGAAGUAUUGCUCUUGAGUUGAAUAAGAUAACCGUUGCACAUAUCAAAUAUACUAACUUAGCUGCAUUGAAGUAUUACUCUUGAGUUGAAUAAGA